This is a messenger RNA of Pseudophryne corroboree (corroboree frog), 2136 nucleotides long. Its product is annotated as C3a anaphylatoxin chemotactic receptor-like. Gene Ontology annotation, biological process: inflammatory response; phospholipase C-activating G protein-coupled receptor signaling pathway; complement receptor mediated signaling pathway. Lineage: Eukaryota; Metazoa; Chordata; Amphibia; Anura; Myobatrachidae. Bases 1 to 1383 code for a protein of 460 amino acids. The record is from RefSeq and is a predicted model, not a curated record. The transcript has 7 exons. Gene Ontology annotation, molecular function: G protein-coupled receptor activity; complement receptor activity. Gene Ontology annotation, cellular component: plasma membrane.
AUGCUUACAGAGAAGAAAGCAGUCGCAGCAGCGACCGCAAAGAAGAUAGACAGCAAGAGGGCGUUCCGGGGUGUCAACCUAUUGUUUGCUGCCAUUUUCGAGGAGUGUUGGAAAGAAAUAGAAUUGUACAAACUUAUUCGUAGUUACCAAAAUUCCCAACUCAGAAGAAGACCAGGAACCCCAAUAAGUGCACCGUGUACCCUUACAUGGCUCACUUCACUUGACAUGCUAUGGGCAAAGUGCCUCACUCCGCUAACGCUAUGGUCAGCACAGUGGUUGCUCAGCAAGUUAGUGUUCACUUUACAUCAGGGUGUUCAGUCUCUUGGUUACAAUACUCAGGAGAUGGGAAAAAGGGUGAAAGUCAACAUGGUGUUUCCUUACUUAAACCUCACCUUCUUUGAUGGGAGAGAGGGUAUGAACUUUCCGACCCCACAAACCAAUUUGUUGGAAGAACUACCUCCGAUCACUAAUAAGGAGGUUGAUGUGAAGGUGUUAAAAAUGUCAAUCAUUUUCUACAGUGUCAUCUUUAUAUUGGGAAUUCCCGGGAAUGGCUUAGUGAUCUGGAUUGCCGGAUUCAAGAUGAAGAAUGUCACUGCUGUGUGGUUCCUCAAUCUGGCCAUAGCUGAUUUCAUAUGCUGUUUAAUCCUCCCUUUGAAAAUUGCAGACUGGGCUUUGUAUUUAAAAGGAGAAGUUGCCUAUACACUAUGUAAAGUCAGUACCGGCAUAAUGUAUAUUACCAUGUGUGCUAGUGUAAAUUUUCUAGUCGCCAUGAGUAUUGAUCGCUGUGCAUCGAUAAUGUGGCCAAUUUGGUCUAAGAAUCAUAAAACACCAAAAUGUGUCCGCAGCAUCUCAGUAAUAAUUUGGGGUUUGAGUCUGACCUUAAGUCUUCCUCAUGUGAUUUUUAACCGUGUGUAUUUUGAUAUUUCAGAGUGUAUGGGAAAAUUAGAUUUUCAUAUAUAUACCUCUGACAUGAACAAAAUGAAAAUCACCAGGUUGGUUACAAUGUUUGUGAUCCCUUUCGUUAUCAUUCUAGUGUGUUAUUGUCUGAUAUUUUUUAAACUUAUACAAGUUAAAAAAUCAAAAAAGUCUCAGCGACCGUACAGGAUUAUCACAGCAGUUGUUACUUGUUUCUUUAUCUGUUGGUUUCCGUAUUACACUUGGCCAUUAAUACCAGUGCAUAUCAAAUCUUCAGAUAUAGAUAAUACAGUGUAUGCAAUGUCUGUCUGCCUGGCUUACUUCAACAGUUGCAUUAAUCCCAUCCUCUAUGUCUUCAUCGGCCGAGACUUUAAAGAGAGUUUAAUGCGUUCAAUCCCAUCCAGGUUGGAAAGUGCUAUCUUCGAGACCUCUCAUCCGUCUGCAAAAGAAAGAGAGAGUUUUAUUUGAGUUGCUCCCAAUAGGAAUGUUUAAAAAACACCCAACUCACUGUUAUGUUCCACAUUCACAAGUGCAAAUUACUGUAAGUGCUACUAACUCCACAAAAAUAUCUUGUUGAAUGUACAGAAUGGUGAACACAGAAACAUGUGAAAGUAAGCAAGAUAUGCGUACAUCUACUCACACUUUGGGGCUAGUCCGCCCCGCAUGUCAGUCCUGCCCUCCCUCGCAGAAGUGCAAAGGCAUCGCACAGCAACGAUGACUUUGCACUUCAAGAGUAGCUCCCGACCAGCGCAGCUUUAGCAUGCUGGCCGGGAGCUACUCAUCGUUCCCUGGCCCGCAGCGACUGCAUGUGACAUCACGCAGCCGCUGUGACCCGCCCCCGUUCGGUCCGGCCAUACCUGCGUUGGCCGGACCAAACCCACGAAACCGUCCAUUCCCGCCCAGCGAUCGCCUCUGCCUGUCAAUUACACUACGGCACCGGCAUAUGCGCAGUAGAGACCCGUUCACUCGGCUGCAUUAAAACGCAGUGAGCAAACGGGUCAGAAUGACCCCCAAAGUUAUAAGAAGGUGGAAGCUCCUUGAAGCUACAAAGAAAGAAUAUAGAUGAGGUGCCUACUGCCAUGGAUAUCUGAAUCAGAUCAUUAUCGUAGGUUUCUCCAGUUUAUAGGAUUUAAGUUCAACUGUACAUAUCCUUAUAGUUGUUACACUUCACUUGUUAGUAUGAUUCUAAAAAUCAUGUUACACUAAUUAAUAUGAUGUCAU